UAGAGCUAGCGGGUGGUUUCAUUUUGUCCUUCAAUUGAGAGACAAGAAAGAGUUCAGGACAAAUCAAAGGUAAUGCUUGUUGACAAGCAUUACAAUUCCUCCAGAAAAUGAGGGGCCUCCAAGCUAAGGAGACCAUUGUCGCUAAAGGAGUAGGGAUUUUUAUUUGGUUUUACUGUGUCAAACCCAGUUAUUUCUCUUCCCUCCCUGUAAUCAUUGGUCCAUAAGUAUCUAUAUUUCUCUCCUAUAACACAGAACUUAUAUGGUAGGUGAUGGUAAAGAAACUGACAAGCCAGGAAUGCCCUCCCUUCUUGCCGCCAACAAGCUAUUUGAGACUAACAAAAACAAAACACUCUUGAAUAUAGAAGUCCAGCUUUUACUAGUUCCCUGCUGGGGACAAUCAGAAUAUAGUGGAUGUGUAGUCCCCUCUGUAAAUGAUUAGGUCUAGUGAUCUCCAUUUGCACAUACUCACUGGUGUACCUACCCUGCAGCCCCUCGCCCAUCUUCCACUUCCUUCCUCUUCAAAGGCAGCAUCGGCUUUACACUAGAAGAAAAUGGGAUCGCUAGCAUAUUCCCAGUAAGAUCAAAAGUUAAUAAGCAGAAAUUAAAUGUCUAUCUUCAAGUUUCUAGUUAGGUGCGGAAGCGCAACCCUUUGGAGACGAUGUUGGUGCUAAACUGCUCCACCAAAUUACUGACCCUGGAGAACAUGUUGAAGAGUCACUUUCCUGAAUCCCUCAAGGUUUAUGGAGCAGUGAUGAACAUAAAUCGUGGUAAUCCCUUUCAAAAGGAAGUAGUAGUGGACUCAUGGCCUGACUUCAAAGCUGUCAUCACCCGGCGACAGAGAGAGGCUGAGACAGAUAAUUUUGACCAUUACACUAAUGCAUACGCUGUGUUCUACAAAGAUGUCAGUGCUUACCAACAGCUAUUGGAAGAGCAUGACGUUAUCAACUGGGACCAAGUGUUUCAGAUACAAGGGCUGCAAAGUGAAUUAUAUGCUGUUUCCAAAGCCGCUGCCAAUGCAAAGCUGUUGGACUUGGAUAUAAAGCUGUCUUCCUUCAAGGCUGUCCAUUUUUCUCCUGUUUCGUCUGUGCCAGACCACAAUUUCCUAACUGGGCCUACCCCAAGACUGACCUACCUGAGCGUCUCAGAUGCUGAUCUCCUCAACCGGACUUGGUCACGUGGCGGCAACCAGCAGUGCCUGCGGUACAUAGCCAAACUCAUCGAGUGCUUUCCCAGCGUGUGUGUGCGUGACGAGCAGGGAAACCCCGUGUCCUGGGGUAUCACCGACCAGUUUGCGACCAUGUGUCACGGUUACACCCUACCUGACCAUCGCAGGAAAGGUUACAGCCGACUGGUGGCCCUCACACUGGCCAGGAAGUUGCAAAGCCGUGGAUUCCCGUCCCAGGGAAAUGUCCUGGAUGACAACGUGGCUUCUAUAAACCUCCUGAAGAGUGUCCAUGCUGAGUUCUUGCCUUGUCGUUUCCAUAGGCUUAUUCUCACCCCUGCGGCUUUCUCUAGACAAACUCACCUUUAGCUCACAGAAACUCCAAGAAUGUUCUACUUUCCCUGAAUAUACACCCCGUUUUAGCUACCUGUGAAGUGUGAAUUAAACCAAAAAAGCGUAUCAUUGAAAAGGGUCUGAAAAACGCAUGCAAGAUCACCCGGAGAAACCUUUUCUGUCUUAGAUUUCCACCAUCAAGAAUUCUGAGGGCUAGGGUCCCAGUAACUAUGUCUCAGAAUAGAGGGUGUGUGUCCUCUGUGAGGACCUACUGCAGGGAAGAUACCUUUAAAUUCAGCCGUUCCUGGCUCGUGUAGAAACGGCUGCAUGAGAAAGUGUGAUAUAAUGUAGGGCCAUUGGCCCCCUGCUCCAUAGUCUCCAGCCAUGCCACUCCCUCCUGCUGUAAAAUCUUCACGCUCACGACCUGUCUUGGGUCCCCUUUUAGUAACUGACUGCUGGUUUUGAGGGUGACGUUAGCUAUAGCUCUUCCGUAGGAGUGGUUUAUCAGAAACCCCAGGCUGAGAGAUUGCAACACAGAGGCCGACCUGUUCCCAUAGCUCCUGUUGCAUUGAGCACCUGGCAGAACCUGAGAAUUAGGAUUUCCCAGGUUUCCUUCUCAUUUGCCUUGGAUGACCAACUGUCAUUGUAAGACAAGACCUUACCCGUGAACUCUUCCAGACACCUGAAUGAUAAUCUGCUUGUUUAUGAAAAUCUGAAAUUCACAUAUAGGUGUGUAUGAGGUUAUAAAAAUGGCAGAUAAGAUGUGUUGCAUGCAUAUUUUCUAUAGGAAUAUAUUUAUAAUCCUUGAAUAUUGAUAUUAUAAUCAAUUUUAAUCUUAUUACAUUGAAGAAAUUUGAAAUCUAGAGGCAAUAAAUCCUUCAAGAUUACAUUUACUAUGAUUAGUACUGGAAAGCCAGAAGUCUGUAAUUUUUAUUUUAGUUCUCGAAUAGUUAAAUUAUUUUAUUGCUAUUUUCCUGUUGUGAUUCAUUUUUAUGUUAUUUGGCCUCUGUGUGUAAAUCAGAGGAGAAUAGAUAGGGGGUUAAUUUUCUGUUUCCAUUAUGUGGGUCUCAGACCUCAAACUCAGGCCAUCAGACUCAGUGACCAGCACCUUUAUCUGACACGUCAUCUCAGCAUUCCUGUUAUCAUUAUUUUAAAUUUAAUUUCCA
Myodes glareolus (Bank vole) is the source of this 2661-nucleotide messenger RNA. RefSeq names its product glycine-N-acyltransferase like 3 (gene Glyatl3). NCBI's taxonomy places the organism in Eukaryota, Metazoa, Chordata, Mammalia, Rodentia, Cricetidae. The record is from RefSeq and is a predicted model, not a curated record. Gene Ontology annotation, molecular function: glycine N-acyltransferase activity. Gene Ontology annotation, cellular component: mitochondrion.